AUGAACCUAGUGCGGAUUCUCGCCCUUUGUGUAGUGUUUGCCUUGAGCGCAUUCACUGUCGCUGCAAACUGGGACAAGGAUGAUAUCGAGAUUUUUGAGCUGCAGCGUGCUCUCGAAGAGUCCGAGGGCGCAGGCGCCAACUUUUACUCAAUCCUCGGCCUGAAGGCCAGCGCGACGCUCGCGCAGAUCCGCAAGGCGUACCGUGAAAAGAGUCUGGAGUGGCACCCCGACAAGAACCCCGGCCUGUCGAACGCGUACAAGCGCUUCGAGCGCCUCGGUCUGAUCCACAAGAUCCUCCGCGACGAGCGCAGGGACCGCUACGACCACUUCCUCACGAAUGGCUUCCCCAAGUGGCGUGGUACGGGCUACUUCUACGAGCGCUACCGCCCUGGCCUCGUGUUUGUCGUGGCGCUGCUGGUCGCCGCGUCGAUCGCCGCCGAGCUGCUGACCAAGACGAUCAACUGGCGCAAGGACAAGGCGCGUCUCGACAACGUGCGCCACAGUGCCUAUGCCCUUGCGUGGGGCGCAUGGUACCAGACCCCGUCGGACGCCUCCAAGGCCAUCAAGCCCAAGGCGCGCCCGGGCGAGAAAAAGGUCCGUGUGCCGAUCACUGGCUUUGCCGAUCUCCCUCCGGCCGUGUCACAGAGUGCGAUCGAGGCAGGCAACGUGAACUGGGACGAGGAGGGCGAAAAGAUUCGCAAGGCCAUUACGGCUGCGCCCGCGACCUUUGCCGAGGGCGCCGCGCCUCGCCUGCUGGAUAUUGUGGUGUUCUCUGACGGUAGCAUGGCCGCGACAGAGCCCGAGUCGCUCGAGUGGAUCCCGCUGGAGCCUAUGGACGACAAGGAUGCGCCGUCGCUGCGUUCGACCUGGCCCGUGACCCUCGCUUCCUCGCUCUUUUCGAAGCGUACCGAGGAGGCGCCCGAGUCCACCGAGCCCACCAAGCCCACCGAGACCACCGAGACCGACGAGAAGGAGACCAAGCCGAGCGCGGCUGCGUCCGACGCCGGUAAGAAGGCACCGGCUCGCCGCCGCAAGCGUACUGCAGGCAAGAAGUAG
This is a messenger RNA of Malassezia japonica, 1056 nucleotides long. RefSeq lists its product as uncharacterized. NCBI's taxonomy places the organism in Eukaryota, Fungi, Basidiomycota, Malasseziomycetes, Malasseziales, Malasseziaceae. The record is from RefSeq and is a predicted model, not a curated record. The transcript is spliced from 3 exons. Bases 1 to 1056 code for a protein of 351 amino acids. Gene Ontology annotation, cellular component: endomembrane system.